Gymnodraco acuticeps is the source of this 3022-nucleotide messenger RNA. It is a transcript of the gene gxylt1b, whose product is annotated as glucoside xylosyltransferase 1b. The transcript is spliced from 7 exons. Gene Ontology annotation, biological process: protein O-linked glycosylation via N-acetylgalactosamine. Gene Ontology annotation, molecular function: UDP-xylosyltransferase activity. The record is from RefSeq and is a predicted model, not a curated record. The coding region runs from base 97 to 1356 and encodes 419 amino acids. NCBI's taxonomy places the organism in Eukaryota, Metazoa, Chordata, Actinopteri, Perciformes, Bathydraconidae.
GUGUGUUGUCACUGCGUCAAGCUUUGCAGUUAUUAUUUCAUACUAGUUAGUUCUGUGUCAUGACUUUAGCUCCAAGUUGCGUUUUAAAACUCCAAAAUGCGGCGCUACAUUCGUGCACUAAUGCUGUGCACAGUGUUUGCCGUGUUUUCGGGUGUGUAUGUUUACAGUAAACUGUUUUACUCGGACUUGUCGCUCGGUGGAAACGGUCCGAGAGGUUUCAUCCCACCGAGAGUCCCCGGAAUCAGGCGAGGAGCCGUGGACAAAACCGGGCCCCAAAGCCCACACUGGUACAAUAGGUACAUCAUGCGUCAGCGGGGUCAGGUGGAGGCAGGGGGGGGCAGCGUCCAGUCUGAAGCCCCCAUGCACCUGGCUGUGGUGGCCUGUGGGGAGAGGCUGGAGGAGACCCUCACCAUGAUCAAGUCCGCUGUGCUCUUCAGCAUCAAACACCUCCAGCUGCACAUCUUCGCUGAGGAUCAGCUGCACACCAGUUUCAUGGAAGCUGUGAGUUCAAACCUGCAGUCGUGGCCAGGUUUCAUUCGCUCCAGGUUCAACUACACAGUGUACUCCAUCAGCUUCCCCAGUGAGAACGCAGCCGAGUGGAAGAAGCUCUUCAAACCCUGCGCUUCCCAGAGGCUCUUCUUACCUCUGAUCCUAAAGGACAUAGACUCCGUGGUGUACGUGGACUCGGACAUCCUCUUCCUGCAGCCCGUGGACCGCCUUUGGGCCUUCCUGACCCGCUUUAACUCCUCCCAGCUGGCUGCCAUGGCCCCUGAGCACGAGGAGCCCCGCAUCGCCUGGUACAACCGCUUCGCCCGCCACCCCUACUACGGCAAGACGGGCAUCAACUCAGGGGUCAUGCUCAUGAACAUGACCAGGAUGAGGAGCAUGUUCUUCAAGAAUGACAUGACGUCUGUGGGGCUGCGCUGGGAGGAGCUGCUGAUGCCUCUACUUCAGAAAUACAAACUCAACAUUACCUGGGGGGACCAGGACCUUCUCAAUAUCAUUUUCCACCACAACCCUGAGUGUUUGCUGGAGUUUCCCUGCAUGUGGAAUUACCGCCCAGAUCACUGCAUCUAUGGCAGUAACUGUGCGUCAGCUGAGGAGGAUGGUAUCAACAUACUGCACGGAAACAGAGGGGUGUACCACGACCACAAGCAACCUGCCUUCAGGGCCGUUUACGAAGCCAUACGAAAGUACCCUUUCGGCGCCGACCCAGUGACUUCUUUGUUGGAUCCGUUGGAAGAGCAGCUGUUGACGACGACACACACUUACUGCGGUAAAUCCCACCCGCUCCUCACCAAGAGACUGGCACACAGCCUGGCCAACAUCAACAGGAAGUCCUCCGCUGGACGGUGACAGCUCAAUCACAAGGGUGGGAUAAAAGAAGAAACGUAGCCUAUGGACGUACAAACUUGUCCUUGAGCAAGAAACCGGACGCUCAACCCUGCUUUGUAUCGUUUUUGGACUGAUGUGCGAACAAUGCAACAACCACUACAGCUCUGUACCUGGCUAAAUGUUCAAUAAGGGCCCGUGUCCACACCUUUUUCUGAGCACUCCCAACUUUUUAGUAUUUCUUAUGGCAAAGAUCUCUCCACAAGUAUCUUCGCUGUUAUAAGACGGACAAUAACUGCUACUAUCUAUUUGAGCACCAACCAGUAGAUUCCUGCUCUCACACUUUGUCUGAAUGAGCUUCACCGCUCAGUCUGAUGGACAUUUAAAGAGGGAAGAGGACAAUAAAAGUCUCAUCGACAGCAACAUGCAGGGUCCACCUGGCCGAUCUGCUCCAGCAACUGGCAUUUUGCUACUUGUUGUGAUAGUUUCCAUCCGACAGAGACAUCCGACAUCAAGCUUUUCCUCCAAAUUCUACGGUGACGUUCCGGCAUAGUGUGAAAAGUUGAAAACCAUAACAAUGAACCUGAGUUGUUCAAAGAUACAUGGACUUCAUCGUGGACACCUAAUGAGUGGAGCUUAUUUUGUGAUCAGCUGCUCCAUGUUGGGAUUGUCUCAAAGUGAGACUUAUACUACUCGCCUCGUUGUAAAUUGCUCUGGAUUAGAGCGUGAUGUAAAGUCUACUUUAAUAUUGCAAAGUCCACAUAUUUACUACUGAUAGACACGUGGAUUUUUUUCCUCCAGGUGUUUUUAUUGCAUUUCUUUGGACUUUUUUUAAAAACCAGUAAGCAUGUAGUCUCUUCUCUGUAACUCUUCUCAGUGCCUUUAGUAUAAUCUUGUAAAAAGAUCUGAAGAGAAGCUCUUGACUUUCCAUAUUGGAGAAUUUAUUGAACCCUGUAAAAUACUCUUAAUAAAAAAGAGACAAACGAAUAAUGUCAGAACUGGAAAAGGCUUUCAGCGUUUUAAAAGCUGUAUGCACUGGAACACUUUUUCAACCUUCACAAACCACUCCAGUGUCAACAAGGUGGAAGAGAAGUCGUUCCAGAGGACAUGCAUGGAUUAAUAAUAAGAACUAUUUCUGAGUUUGUAAUGGGAUUUAUAGAAAUGGAAUAGGUCAGUAUAUACUACAGAAUAUGGAUCCUCUAUCAGAGUAAAUGUACAAUCUGUUACUCAGGUUAUUUUGACCUGAUAAGUUAAAUGUGGUGAUUUAACAGUCAAAGGUCAUCAGUAUCCACUUUAGGGAUGUGAGGUCAUGUGACUACACAUUUUAUAUUGUCAUUUGUGUUACUUCGAACACCCAUGUUUCUUUCUUUUAUUUAACAAAAGGAUAUGUUACAGUAUGUCAAUUAAGACACGAUUAAAUGCUAAUCUCAUACUAGUUAGUUUAUGAUAUACCGUACAGCCAGCAGACAGAAAAUGCAUACAAAGUGAAAUAAGCUACACGUUCCUCUCCUCAUGCCAAAGCAUUUAUUUUAUUACUAGAAUUAUGGGUUUUGCACUGUUGAAUGUAUUAAGAACACAAAGGGUUGAAAUCAAAUGUUAUUAUCAGUGAUUAUGGUUGUAAUGUGAACAUAUUAUUUGUUAUAUAUGUGUUUUGUUUAUGUUUUUUACAUUAAAGACUAUUUUAAUUUGA